Cryptosporidium muris RN66 is the source of this 1181-nucleotide messenger RNA. RefSeq lists its product as uncharacterized. The annotation marks the transcript as partial. The record is from RefSeq and is a predicted model, not a curated record. The transcript has a single exon. NCBI's taxonomy places the organism in Eukaryota, Apicomplexa, Conoidasida, Eucoccidiorida, Cryptosporidiidae.
AUGGUUAAUAAUACUAAUGAAUCUAAUAAUAUAAUAGAUAAUGAAGUAGAUUCAUCUAAAUAUAUUAUGAAAAAUUUUAUAUAUAAUAAUAAAAAUGAUGAAGAAAUUUUAAUUAAAAGAUAUUCACCAUAUUCUUGGGAUAUUGAAUGGAAACGUUUAAAACUUUUAUAUUCUGCAGAAAUAUUAAUAUCUGAUUAUUUAAUAAAUAAUGAUUUAUUACAAACUCCAUCUUUACCAUUAACUAUAAAACUUAUAUUAGUUCCAACUGAUCCUGAAUUUCCAAUUGAAUUAUUAGAUGAUGAAACAAUCAAUAAUCAUGGUUUAAAAGGAAUACCAUUAUCUAUUUAUAUACCAUCUGAUUAUCCAGAAGGAAAUAUUAAUAAUAUAUUAAUUGAAGUAUAUAAAUAUAAUAAUAUAUUUCCUAAUAUAAGAGAUGUUUUCCUUUCAUCAAUUCAAAAAUUUAUAUUAACUAAAUCACCAAUUUAUGAAACUUUAAAAUUAUUAGAUAAAUAUUUAGUUAAUUUUAUUAAAUCUAAUGAAGUCAAUAAUAUUGAUAAUAAUAUAAAUUUCUGGAAUUCUAAAAAACAAAAACUAUUAGAAGAAGCUUUAUGCUAUUAUAAAUAUACUAAAGAUCCAAAAAGAAAAUGGGAUGAAAUUGCUAAACAUGUUGGAGAUGGUAUAACAGUCCAACAAUGUAUAGAACGUUAUAAAUAUUGCCGUUCUUUAGUUAUUAAUAAAAAGAAUACUAAAAUAUAUAUUAAAGAUAUAUCAGAUAAUGAUAUAUCUAAUAUUUCAACUAUUAAAGAUAAAGAUAAAGAUAAAAAUAUAAAUGAUAAUAAUAAUAAUACUGAAUAUAAUAACAAUACAGAAUAUAAUAACAAUAAUAACGAUAAUAAUAAUAAAGAAUAUCACAUAAAUGAAAUUACUAAAUAUUGGGAUAAAUUAAUUUUAAAUGGUUUAGAAUUAAAUAAUAUUGAUUUCAUUAUUAUUUCUACAAUACAAAUACAAAUUUAUUGUAAUAGAUGUUUUGAAAUUAAUCACUUCAAAUCAUUAAGUAUACCAAAUUUAUUUCAAGAAGAAGAAAAUCUUAAAAUUCAAUUACCAUAUAAUAUAAUACUUGGUAAUUCUCAACAAUGUAAAAAAUGUUCAUUAAAUCAUACUAUUAAAUAUGAACCAUUAUU